GUAGAUCAUUUCAGUUACUGUAAUCAACUGCCUUUUGCCGUAAAUCGUCACUUGUACAUUACAAUAGAACGAGCAACCAUUAUCCUCCUAGAAUGGCUUCACCACACCACGUCCUUAUCCUCGGUGGCCACGGCAAAAUCGCCCAGCUGCUCACACCACUGCUGCUCAAGCGCGCCUGGACCGUCACCAGCGUAAUCCGCAAACAAGAACAAGUGCCCACCGUCGAAAAGCUCGGCGCCGGAUUGCCAGGCAGGCUCAGCGUGCUUGUCCGAAGCAUUGAAGACGUCGAUAGCCAGGAGAAGGCAGCGAGCAUCUUGGACGAGGUCAACCCAGACUAUGUCGCAUGGAGCGCAGGUGCUGGAGGUAAAUACGGUGCUGAAGGUACAUACCGCAUCGACCGCGACGCCGCAAUCAACUUCAUCAACGCAGCCGCAGCCAAACCAUCCAUCAGUCGCUUCCUCCUCAUCUCCUACAAUGGUUCCCGGCGCAAGGGAGCUCCUUGGUGGACCGCCAGCGAAUGGGAAGACUACCACAAGAAUAUCAACUUUGGCGUAUUAGCGACCUACUACCAAGCCAAGAUCGCUGCCGACGAGGUCCUAUACGAAGUAUCCAAGCAGAGCCCGACUUUAGUAGGCAUUGACCUCCGUCCUGGCACAUUGACAGAGGCUCCCAAGGGGAAUGUCACACUGGGAAAGAACAAGAAUGUCCGGGGAAACGUCUCUAGGGAAACGGUAGCCUACGUUACGGAUGCUAUUCUUGCUGCAGAGGGAGUCAAGAGCGGGUGGAUAGACUUGCUGCAGGGUGACGACGAUAUUGACGAAGCCGUUGCUGCCGUGGUUCGUGAUAGCGUUGAUGCUGCUGAGGGUGAAGAUAUUUAUGCAAAGUACGCGUAGACUGUGCGCAGUCAAAUAGAGAAAAAGCUCAAAACAUUUGAUCAAAUUGUAACAUUAUUAAUAUUAUUGCACAUGGCUUCCUAUCUGCUAGUUC
Messenger RNA from Trichoderma virens Gv29-8, 987 nucleotides. RefSeq lists its product as uncharacterized. The transcript has 2 exons. Lineage: Eukaryota; Fungi; Ascomycota; Sordariomycetes; Hypocreales; Hypocreaceae. The record is from RefSeq and is a predicted model, not a curated record. The coding region runs from base 93 to 893 and encodes 266 amino acids.